AUGAACAGAUCAGAGUACGCAUUGCAAAUUAACUGUAAACUUUGGCGACGAAUGGAUCCUUUGAAAUGGAGACCUUCUAUGACACUGUUCCACAAAAUGAGGAAUUCAGCAUUGUUUUCUCAGCGAUCCCUACUGACUUUGAUGGCGUUGACGGGACUAGUAAAUGUUUAUCUGAUGCGACUAUGCUUGAAUUUGUUAAUGCUGAAGAUGAUCAGCGUCAAUAGUCGUAAUCGAGGUAGCGAGCACGACAAGCUUCUAAGAGCGUAUCCAAACUUUUAUCAGCACACGAGAUCAACAAUGAUGGAUGGUACACAGAUAGUUGAGUUUUCUGCGUUCCGCUCGUUCCGCUCAACGACGACAUCAGUCGAAUGGUCCGAAGAAACAGGCAGUCUCAUAAAGUCGGCCUUUUUCAUUGGUUACGCUUUGCUGUACAUACCGGCAGCGUUUCUAGGCCAGAAAUAUGGCGGAAAAACGAUAUUCAAUUUGGGAUUAUUUUUUACAGCUUUGUGCACAUUAGUCACACCAAUCGUUGCACAAUAUGGUGGUGCCGAUGGAUUGAUAACGUUGAGAUUUGUCAUGGGCAUUGUGGAAACGCAUGCGUAUCCCGCGUUGAUAUACCUUUUAUCGUGUUGGAUUCCAAAAAACGAGCGAGGCAGAGUAUCGUCAAUAGUGUUUUGUGGAGGACAAGUACAGUACACAAGGACUUUUUAUUUACAUGGACAAGGACAGUCAGGAACAUUAAUUGGGUCGACCAUAGUCAAUGUUUUGACUGGAUUCGAACGUGAUGGUUGUCAUAUAUCAAUAUUUUACACAUUCGGCAUCCUUGGAAUAUUGUGGAAUAUCGCAUUCUAUUUUUUAGUCUUCAACACUCCAACAACUCAUCCGAGGAUCAGUGUCGAGGAAAAGACAUAUUUACAAAAUGAAAUCGGAGACUUGGUGGAAACGAAAACGUUCUGCCAAAUACCAUGGGUCAGCAUGAUCAUUAGUCCUGCAGUUUUGGUUUUGAUCAUUGCUCAGAUCGCUCACGAUUGGGGAUUUUACAUUUUAGCUUCGGAAUUGCCAAAUUAUUUGAAGAUCGUGCUAAAAUUCAAUAACUCCGACCUGGUCUGGUCCACGUCCAUAGCGUUCAUGGUCGGUUACCUAUUUUCGGUAUUAUGUGGAAUCGUUUGCGAUUUUAUAGUCAGCAAAGAAUUUGUCACACGUACCCGAGCUAGAAAAAUCUUCGGUGUCAAUGGCUCAAUUAUAUCUGCUGGGUUCACAUUGCUGAUUUACCACGUAAAAUGUGAUAGGGUGGCUGCGUUGGCAUGUUACAUAUUGGCUAUGUGUUUUAUGGAUGCAUUUUACACUGGUGCCCAGGCUAAUUUUUUGGACCUAUGUCCGAAUUAUUCAGGAGCUUUGAUGGGAUUAGUGAAUGGAGCAGGAGCUAUUUGUGGAUUUGCUGCUCCCUAUUUGACUCGCCUAUUGACGACAGAUGGAAAAUAUGAGCAAUGGGGAUCGGUAUUUUGGACAUUAUUCGUUCUAGCUUUGAUAUCGUUCCACACUUAUGUCAAAUGGGCAUCAGGUGAAGUUCAACCGUGGAAUGAUGAUAUUGACGAUGCCGAACGUGCCAAACCGAUGAAAGAAGCAAUGCAACGGUUAUUUAAACGAAAAGUUGGAUUCAAAAGAAAUAAUCAACCGAUUGAAUUGUGAGCACCAAAUGUUACAGCGGAUGACGAUAAAAAAAAUCUUA
Bradysia coprophila is the source of this 1729-nucleotide messenger RNA. RefSeq names its product putative inorganic phosphate cotransporter. NCBI's taxonomy places the organism in Eukaryota, Metazoa, Arthropoda, Insecta, Diptera, Sciaridae. Gene Ontology annotation, cellular component: membrane. The record is from RefSeq and is a predicted model, not a curated record. Gene Ontology annotation, biological process: monoatomic anion transport; transmembrane transport. Gene Ontology annotation, molecular function: transmembrane transporter activity.